Messenger RNA from Fundulus heteroclitus (mummichog), 2010 nucleotides. RefSeq lists its product as uncharacterized. Gene Ontology annotation, molecular function: ubiquitin protein ligase activity; protein binding. Bases 277 to 2010 code for a protein of 577 amino acids. The transcript is spliced from 15 exons. NCBI's taxonomy places the organism in Eukaryota, Metazoa, Chordata, Actinopteri, Cyprinodontiformes, Fundulidae. Gene Ontology annotation, cellular component: cytoplasm; SCF ubiquitin ligase complex. Gene Ontology annotation, biological process: SCF-dependent proteasomal ubiquitin-dependent protein catabolic process; glycoprotein catabolic process. The record is from RefSeq and is a predicted model, not a curated record.
GUUUAGCCGGAACGUUCCUCUGAGGAUCCUUGCAAGAAGUCGGUAGUGUUUUGCUUACACAGCAGGUCUUUCUCGUUAGCGGUGGCUCGUUUUGGGUAUUUGGGUCGCUUCACAACCUGUUAUGAGCCUAAAUAUGAGUGGAUAGACUUACAGAUAUUUGUCCCGGUAUUUAAUCGGAUGUUGUCGUUUUAUCCUCCGCGGUAAAGGGUCUCUGCCGAUUCAGCGGUGAUUCACGGGCUGCUGGGAAAGCACACAGAGUCUGGGUUAAACCCAGGCAUGAAGAGAAGACCCAGAACCGCCAUGGGGGCCGCGAACAGCGUCGUUUCAACUGCGACGAGCUCGGAUGAAGCGGUCGCUCCUCUACAUCCAGACAUCUUGGAGGAAGUCUUCCUACAUCUGCCCGGCCAUGUUGUGGUUUCUGUGUGCCGGUUAGUGUGCCGUCAGUGGAAAGAUGUGACCGACAGCGAGUCUCUCUGGAUAGAAAGAUGCCGAAGAGAGGGAUAUCAUCUCCGUGAUCCCUCCAAAGUACCCAGCAACUGGAUGCUGUUUUACUUCUUGUGCAAGAAAAGGAGAAAUCUCCUAAAGAAUCCACGAGGAGAAGAUAAUUUUCGGGGUUGGAAAAUAUUGGAAAAUAAUGGUGAUAAGUGGAAGAUAGAGGGGCCUAUGGUGCCACAUCCAAAUGCAGCAGUCCAGAAAAACUUUGUAACCUCCUAUGGAAUGUGCACAAAAGAACAGGUGAUUCAUUUGGAGAACGAAGGUUACAGCCCGUCGUUCAUGGAUGAGUUCCAGCCACACAUCAGAAUAUCUGACUGGUAUGCACCACGAUGGGAUUGUGGAAGUAUCUAUAUGAUUUCUGUUCAGCUGCUAAAUCACAAGAAGAAAAUUCUCCAUGAAUUUAAUCCCGAGUUGAUUUCCUUUCCUCAGUGGAACGAUCAGCAGUGGAAUCAGAUGAUCCACGUGUUUAAGAACUAUGGACCAGGAGUGAGAUAUGUGCGUUUUGUUCAUGGUGGUAAAGACACACAGUUCUGGGCUGGGUGGUACGGCAUUCGUGUAACAGACAGCUGUGUUGAAGUAUGUCCAGCGUUGGAUACCUAUGAUGGACAGAGGAGACCCAAAGCUGCAAGAAUGGGUAAAGCGUACAGCUCCGAUCUGCUGGUCCAACGGACUUCCCCUUCAUCCACUUCGGGGUGGGAUUCAGCCGAACUUGUGACUGCUGUGAAGUUGGACAGAUUAGGAGCCUUUGUCAAACUGAAACUCUACCUCCUGCAGGUGGAUGAUCAUAUUCCGCUGGACAUCCUGGAGGAAAUCUUCCUGAAUCUGCCCGCCCACCUGGUGGUUUGUGUGUGCCGGUUAGUUUGCCGUCAGUGGAAAGAUGUGGCAGACAGUGACUCUUUCUGGAGAGAAAGGUGCAGAAGAGAGGGGUAUCACGCCCGUGAGUCGGCCAAAGGACCGAGCAACUGGAGGUUGUUUUACUUCAUGUGCAAGAAGAGGAGAAAUCUAAUAAAAAAUCCAAGAGGAGAAGAAGAAUUUCAUGGUUGGAGGAUAAUAAGGAAUGGUGGUGAUGGGUGGAGAGUAGAGAAACCUAUGGCACCACACCCAAAUACAGACGUACAAACAAACUUUGUGACUUCCUUCAGCAUGUGCACAAAGUCGCAGCUGAUUGACUUGGAGAAGGAGGGGUACAGCCAGGCUUUCAUGGAUGAGUUUCAGCCUCACAUCAGGAUAUCUGACUGGUACGCACCGCGAUGCGACUGUGACUACAACAUAUCUGUGAAACUACUGCGUGUAAACAAGGACGUGGUUCAGGAAUUCUCUCCCGAUACUAUUCGCUUACCUGAGCGGGAGAACGAUAGGUGGAAACAGAUGAUCCACGUGUUUAAGGAUUAUGGACCUGGGGUGAGAUAUGUCUAUUUUGAGCACGGCGGUAAAGAUCGCGUGUUCUGGGCAGGAUGGUACGGCAUUCGCCUAACAGAAACAUGCGUGGAAUUGUGUCCAGCAUUGGACACAUAG